This is a messenger RNA of Pistacia vera, 2082 nucleotides long. RefSeq names its product CBL-interacting protein kinase 2-like. The record is from RefSeq and is a predicted model, not a curated record. Gene Ontology annotation, molecular function: ATP binding; protein kinase activity. The transcript is spliced from 2 exons. The coding region runs from base 546 to 1970 and encodes 474 amino acids. Gene Ontology annotation, biological process: protein phosphorylation; signal transduction. NCBI's taxonomy places the organism in Eukaryota, Viridiplantae, Streptophyta, Magnoliopsida, Sapindales, Anacardiaceae.
UUGAAGCAGUCGUGUAAAAAUCAUAAUUGCCAUCGCCUCUCAUCUUCUGACUUACCGGAGGGAUCUUCUUCUCAACUUGAAACGGCUAUUUGAGAGCAAAUCUAAAUUUAUAGCAAUCACUUGUGUGUUUCUCAACAUUCUGCCAAAGUUUAAUCAUUAAUCUUUUGCCUUCUCGUCAGUAUUCUCUAGUUUAUAAAGAUUACAAAGCCUGGUAAGUGGGAAUGCUGAAAGAUGUGCUUGAAAGUUGAAAAUUACUUGGUUGAGGUUAAUGAAGUGUUAGCUCCAUUUGAUUUUGAGCAGCACUUGUUCAUCCUUGAUGAGAUUCAACUUCAACAUUUUACUUACACCCCAUUUCAGUUCCCGGCUCAGAAGCCCAGUAUAGGUAGAUUUUUGAGAAAACGGGUGAUGUUAAAGCAUGAUGUGUGCGAAGAUGGUUAAGAUUUUUAUGUUCUUGAGUCAAUUCCAGUCUUAGAGUUUGCUUAGAUAUUGUGUAGUUAACUUUUGGGUAGAGUAGAGUUUAUUGUGUAUAGAGACUACAAUUCAGAAUGGAAAAUAAAGGGAGCAUAUUGAUGCAACGGUAUGAAUUAGGGAAAUUACUAGGCCAAGGAACCUUUGCCAAGGUUCACCAUGCGAGAAAUCUUAAAACUGGCAUGAGUGUGGCUAUUAAGAUAAUAGACAAAGGGAAGGUCUUGAAGGUUGGGAUGAUGAAUCAGAUUAAACGAGAAAUAUCUGUGAUGAGACUGGUUAAGCACCCAAAUGUGGUGGAGCUUUAUGAGGUUAUGGCGAGCAAAACCAAGAUUUACUUUGUAAUGGAAUAUGUUAAAGGUGGUGAGCUUUUCAAUAAGGUAGCCAAAGGAAAACUCAAGGAGGAUGUUGCAAGGAAAUAUUUUCAACAGCUGAUUUGUGCUGUUGAUUACUGUCACAGUAGAGGAGUCUGCCAUCGGGAUCUAAAGCCUGAAAACCUAUUGUUGGAUGAGCAGGGUAAUCUUAAGGUUUCAGAUUUUGGAUUGAGUGCACUUGCUGAAACUAAGCAUCAAGAUGGGCUACUCCACACAACCUGCGGGACCCCUGCUUAUGUUGCUCCAGAAGUGAUUAAUAGAAAAGGCUACGAUGGAUCCAAAGCUGAUAUAUGGUCAUGUGGAGUUAUCUUGUAUGUUCUUCUAGCUGGCUAUCUCCCGUUUCAUGAUUCAAAUCUGAUGGAGUUGUAUAGGAAGAUCGGUAAGGCAGAGUUUAAAUUCCCUACCUGGUUUUCCCAGGAAGUACGCCGGUUUUUGUCAAAAAUCUUGGAUCCAAACCCAUGUACGAGGAUAUCCAUGGCCAAGAUAAUGGAAAAUUCGUGGUUUCGCAAGGGAUUGGAAAAACCCAUUGUUUAUGAAACAGAAGGGAAAGAACUGACCCCUCUGAAUGCUGAUGCAGUUUUUAAUCUGAAUGGAAACAGCAGUACUACAGCAGAGUUGAAGACUGAAUUGGCAAAGCCUUGCAAUUUGAAUGCUUUCGAUAUUAUUUCCUUUUCUGCAGGCUUUGACUUGUCUGGUUUAUUCGAGGAGAGAGAACGAAGAAGGGAAAUGAGAUUCACCUCCAACAAGCCAGCCUCAACAAUCAUCUCUAAGCUGGAAGACAUUGCUAAACGUCUUAGGCUGAAAGUAAGAAAGAUAGAUGGAGGUUUGCUGAAAAUGGAAGGCUCCAAGGAAGGCAGGAAAGGAGUGUUGGGCAUUGAUGCAGAGAUCUUUGAAAUCACUCCUCAUUUCCAUUUGGUGGAGGUUAAAAAGAGCAGUGGAGAUACACUUGAGUAUCAGGAGACGAUGAAACAAGACAUAAGACCAUCUCUCAAGGACAUUGUUUGGACUUGGCAAGGAGAGCAGCAACAGAAACAAGAAGAAGAACAAGCAGCACAACAACCAGAGCAGCAAGAAGGACAGCCUUCUCAAGCCCUCCCAUUGCAGCAGGUUCACCCAGCUCUGGAUUCAUGAUAAUAUUAUAUUUAACUGCUAUGUUUUAUAUGGUUUCUUUUAGACAUGUAAUUGGAUUGCUAUUUUCAUGCAUCUUCUUAAGUAAAAGAACGAUAAUUUCAACUCUCUUUUA